AUGGAUAUGGCGCCUGAACCUCCCAUUAGUGUGGUAGCAAACGAGAUUGGCAUUCAGGGAACGCCGGUACUGCAGAAGAGUGUUGUGGAGCAGCAAAGUGAUCUGGUCAAGUGGUCGCAACGUGCUGAUGUCAAGGGUGCGUGGGAAAGCUUUGCCGAGCGCAAAGGCCUGGAUAAGGAGAUCUUCGACAAAGCGACUUGGGCUUUCCUGGGCUUCGUGUUGGGACGCAAUUUCGAUCUGGUGAUUAGUAUGAGUAAGGCGAGGGAGUGCGGUUGGACAGGAUAUAGGGAUACGUGGGCGAGUUUGAAAGAUGUGUUUGAGCAAAUGAAGGGAGCCGGUGUCUUGCCAAAAGCUUAG
This is a messenger RNA of Alternaria arborescens, 357 nucleotides long. RefSeq lists its product as hypothetical. The record is from RefSeq and is a predicted model, not a curated record. The transcript has a single exon. Bases 1 to 357 code for a protein of 118 amino acids. Lineage: Eukaryota; Fungi; Ascomycota; Dothideomycetes; Pleosporales; Pleosporaceae.